Messenger RNA from Myotis daubentonii (Daubenton's bat), 4982 nucleotides. It is a transcript of the gene ZNF395, whose product is annotated as zinc finger protein 395. The record is from RefSeq and is a predicted model, not a curated record. Gene Ontology annotation, molecular function: DNA-binding transcription factor activity; RNA polymerase II cis-regulatory region sequence-specific DNA binding. Gene Ontology annotation, biological process: regulation of transcription by RNA polymerase II. NCBI's taxonomy places the organism in Eukaryota, Metazoa, Chordata, Mammalia, Chiroptera, Vespertilionidae. Gene Ontology annotation, cellular component: nucleus.
UCCGCUCCCUUCCCGGGCGGGAAUCCGGGCCGGGUUGUCGCCGCGGCCGCGUACGUGAGCGCAGUGUCCCGGAGAGGGAGGGCAGGCCGGCCAGGUGGGCGCGAACGGAGCCUGGGCGGGCGAGAGGGCGGCCGGAGCGGAGCCGGGUCGUGGGCCGCGCCGGUGGGUGUGCAGGGGCGACGGCAGCUGCAGCCCGGAGCCGAGCCGAGCUGUCCACGCCGGAGCUGCCCGGCCCGCGCUAGUGCUGGUGGCGAGGCGAGGAAAGAGAGCAGCAUGGCCAGUGUGCUGUCCCGGCGCCUCGGAAAACGGUCCCUCCUGGGAGCCCGGGUGUUGGGGCCGCCCGGGGCUGCCCCACCUUCGGAGCCGCAGGCGGAGCUGCUGGAGGGGGCGGCUGCCCAGCCCUUCUUCACCUCCAAGGACACGUCCUGUCAGGAGCAGCCCAAGGAAGUCCUCAAGGCUCCCAGCACCUCAGGCCUCCAGCAGAUGGCCUUUCAACCUGGGCAAAAGGUAGGAUGGUGCCUGAGUGGACAGGUGUAUGUGUGGCACGGGGGGCAGGAGUGCACGGGACUGGUGGAGCAGCACAGUUGGGCAGAGGACAAGGUGACGGUCUGGCUGCUGGACCAGAAGUUACAGAUCUGCUGCAAAGCGGAGGAGGUGUGGCUGGCCGAGCUGCAGGGCCCCGUUCCCCAGGGGCCACUUCCGGAGCAGGGAGCCCAGGCGCAAGCCUACAGGCCUGUCUCCAGGAACAUUGACGUCCCCAAAAGGAAGUCCGAGGCGGUGGAAAUGGACGAGAUGAUGGCGGCCAUGGUGCUGACGUCCCUGUCCUGCAGCCCGGUCGUGCAGAGUCCUCCUGGGGCCGAGGCCAACUUCUCUGCUUCCCGUGCGGCCUGCGACCCGUGGAAGGAGAGCGGCGACGUGUCCGACAGCGGCAGCAGCACCACCAGCGGGCACUGGAGUGCGAGCAGUGGCGUUUCCACCCCCUCGCCCCCCCACCCCCAGGCCAGCCCCAAGUAUCUGGGGGACGCCUUUGGUUCUCCCCAAACCGAUGCUGGAUUUGAAACUGAUCCGGACGCUUUCCUGUUGGAUGAACCAGCUCCACGUAAAAGAAAGAACUCGGUGAAGGUGAUGUACAAGUGCCUGUGGCCAAACUGCGGCAAAGUCCUGCGCUCCAUCGUGGGCAUCAAGCGCCACGUGAAGGCCCUCCACCUGGGGGACUCUGUGGACUCCGACCAGUUCAAGCGGGAGGAGGAUUUCUACUACACGGAAGUGCAGAUGAAGGAGGAAGCUGCUGCUGCUGGCACCCCCUCCGCCGACUCAGCCCCCACCCCCGGUGUGACCAGCCCGCCCCUUGCCAUUCUUCCACCGCCUCCUCCCAAAGGCCAGCCCUCGGGCCCAGAGCACCCUGGCCUGGAAUCCUACCUGCCCUCCGGUGCUCUCAGCAAGUCAGCUCCCAGCUCUUUCUGGCACAUUCAGGCUGACCAUGCAUACCAGGCCCUGCCGUCCUUUCAGAUCCCCGUCUCACCGCACAUCUACACCAGUAUCAGCUGGGCCGCCGCCCCCUCCACGGCCUCCUCCCUCACUCCGGUCCGGAGCAGGUCUCUAAGCUUCAGCGAGCCCCAGCAGCCACCACCUGCCAUGAAAUCUCACCUGAUUGUCACGUCUCCACCCCGGGCCCAGAGCAGCACCAGGAAGGCCCGCGGGGAGGCUAAGAAGUGCCGCAAAGUGUACGGCAUUGAGCACCGGGACCAGUGGUGCACAGCCUGCCGCUGGAAGAAGGCCUGCCAGCGCUUCCUGGACUGAACCGGCCGGCCGGCUCCCCCUCGCUGCUCCCGGCCCCACGGCAGCCAGAUGACAAAAGGCGGACCCGUGAGCCCUCAGCAGACACCUACCGAUAAAGAGUGGACACUGGGAGUGUGGGCUCUCUUGGCUAAGGUUUAAUACUUAAACCCCUUUUCCCUCCCUUGUGGGCACAUUUUAUUUUUUAAAAAGAGAAUCGAACCUAUUUUUUCCCCCCUCAAGGAGGAGAGAGCCAAAACUGACCAAGGGUAUUCUGCAGCGAACUAGAGACCAAAGAAUGAAUGGGCCUCCCUUCCCCACAUCCCCUCUCGCCAGGGGAUUAGUGUGUAAGCAUCAAAAGAAGGAACCGCUCAUUCUGUUUCCUGCUGAGUUGGUGAAUUCUUUGCUUUCUCAACUCACCCAGAAAGGACUGUGAGCAAGAUGAAUUUACUUUUCUAAAAAAACAAAAAACAGUUUCUGGCUGAUGACUCAGAGAGCAGGACCUGCCAUUGGAGUGGGAAGAGUGGGGGGUAUCUGGGUGGUUUUUUGGUUUUUUUUGCAGCAAGUCCUUCUCCACCUGAACCCUGGAGAAUGGAGAGCUUGUCUCACCAAGCAGCUUCCAUGGAAGUAAAAGGACAACCUUCUGGUGACAACUCUCUGAAUCUGGGUCCCCUCAGACGCUGGGUGGCGUCCCAACACAUACUGUGCGGCUGCUUCUCAAAGCCCAGACUCAGCGUUUUUUAAAGACUGUCCCCAAAUAGCUGAGCCAAAAGGCUGAUCAGAAUUCACUUUUUGACAUGUGGCGGUCAAACACUACCUUGAUAUUCUUUCCUCUUUCCUUGAGGAAAAGCAAGAGGGUUUCCGUAUCUGUGAAAGCUCUCUGCUAAAACACUUUUUUUUCUUUUAUGGUGUAUUCAGAAGCCUUUAUCUGAUUAAAGUUCCCCUUUAUUUGGGUGGUAGGUUCCUCUCUGCCUCUGCUUUCACCAGGGAUUUCCCCAUUUCCCUCCCGAGGCUACAGGCAGGGCUGGUGGGGAAGGAGAGAGAAGAGCAUAGGUAGGUAGGUGAGUGGCAGCUUGCCCACCGAUGGAGAAGCAGUUGGCAGGUCUCUCAUUGUUUGAUGGCUCAGCUGCCCCUUUGGGAGCAAUCUCAUCCCUCCCUCAGGUGACAAGUGGGAUAGGACACAAGGCAGGAGGCUUCUGGAUUUGUUACCCUGGUUGGCCCAGCCCGGUGAUGAGGAGGAAACGUUAUCUUAGUGUGGUGUGACCUUCCCAGGUACCUGCUAGCACCUUCUCAGGAUGGAGAAGGUAGAGAGAGUGCUGAGGAAAUGGAGUGAGGAGGGGAUGCCUUCCCAGCUCCUGUCGAGUUAGCCCGGGGUGUUUCUGGAGCCCUCAGCAAUUGAGGGGAGCCUGUACCGCAUUGCUCAGGAGGUUAAGGGAAGGCCCCUGUUGGUUUCAGAGCCUCGCCUUCCUUCCUAGGAACUGUGGCCGUUCCCUGGGGCCUGCUUGACCAGCUGCCUUGGACCCAUGUCCUAGAUGUCAGGGGCUCAGGGAACCCCACCAAGCCACUCUGGGGACAGAGCAGCACCCCCCCCCCCCAGGGGGCUGUCAUUGAGCCCAGGAGGAAACCUGCCCCAGGGGGAAUACCUGCCGGGGGAGGCAGGUGGAGUGUGAGGACACCUGCCCACCUGAGAACAGGGUGUGGCUUGUGAAGGGUGAUGGGGACCCGGGUUUGGUGACAGAGGGAAAGACAGUUAUGCACAGGUGUCUUGGGUGGUGAUGGGGUAUAUUUUUGUAACUUCGUGAAAAAAGGUAUGUGGAAUCUCUUCCUUGGUAAAGCUCAAAGCCAGGCCAGCCGGAGGUGGCCCAGGGCUCUCCUUCCUGUCCCUUCAGCCUCCCCGAGAAUGAAAAGCUCGUCCUGAUUCUACUCACCUCCCACGCUGUCCGUUUUCAGGGCUUCUCGGGGAGGGGAGGGGAGGGAAGGGGAGGGCGUGUGUGAGGCGCGGGAUGCUGCCCAGCAGUAUCUUCCCUUCCCUCCCCUUCCCUUCUUAAUCCCAUCUUUAGAAAAGCUGUUCUCAUUUCCCCCCUCGGUUUGGAUUGUGCAGAUAUAACUGGAUAUAAAGGUUUUCUCUAAGGGAGGUAGGCUUUUCAUGUCUUUGGUACCCAGGGCAGAGAAGGAAGAGAGAAGGAAGAAGUUGACGAAACCAUUGAAAAACAGAGGUGGUUUUAUUGUUUAUUUUAUCUUUUGGUGUUUUGUUUUGGUGCAGCUUUCCCUGUCCGCAUUUGCUCCUGUCUUAUUUCGGGUGGUGGCGGCCCCCUCUGGCCUCCCUUUUCCCGCACCUCAACCUCGUGGCUGUUGUGUUGGUUCUUGACAUGUGGUCUGUCCUUGGGGUUACCCCGUUUGUUUCUUCUCGGAGGGUGGGGUGGUUUGUGAACCGAUCCAGCGAUCGUGCCUGUUUUUUUUUUUCAUCUCUGUGUCUCUCUCCCUAACUUCCCGGCCCAGCUGGGCAGCAGAAUCUGAGAGAAGGUAAGAUGCCACAGGUGCACAUUGGAAACUAACAGGACUGAUCGUCAAAUGCAGUUAUUUUUGGGAAACUUUAUUUCACUGGCAUUACCCUUAUUCAAAAUAUUUCUUGGAAUUACCUUGGGAGUCUGGUGCCUACGGUGACCAGCCUUAAUGAUACGAAACCUGCCCUCAGGCUUCCUCAGUGCAGAGAGAGUCCCGAAUGUCGGUGGCUAAGUGGGGUCACGGGUGCAAAGCACAAGGACUGACUAGUGAGUCCAGUAAUUGGACUCAAUUAUGUGAUGUUGGAGCUGGCUGGGGAAGCAGUUCUGCAGUUUUAGAGAGCAUUUUGAGCAAUGUCCACAUGGCGAUGGUACACCUAUGGCUUCUGUCCUUGGAGGACAUUAUUAAUUUGGAGGUGGAUACUCUGAUUUGUUUGAAGAAAUCUGUCCUGUUAUUUUCUGCUCCUCCCAGGUUCUGACUUUACCAGGGGCAAAAAAAAAAAAAAGAGAGAGAGAGGGAGAGGGAGGGAGAUAAAUCCCAUUUGUGAAUUUGUCUUAUUGGCGCCUUUUCCCCCAGCUGUCUUCCAAGUAUUAUUUUUACUGUUAAAAAAGUUUUUUGUUUUUUUUUAAAUGUGAAAUGUAAUGUUUUUACAGCAACAAUAUGAAAUAUAUUUUAUAAGGAAUAAAAUGGUACAUAAAAUGGUA